Messenger RNA from Neodiprion fabricii, 6470 nucleotides. RefSeq lists its product as uncharacterized. The transcript is spliced from 17 exons. The record is from RefSeq and is a predicted model, not a curated record. The coding region runs from base 488 to 4483 and encodes 1331 amino acids. NCBI's taxonomy places the organism in Eukaryota, Metazoa, Arthropoda, Insecta, Hymenoptera, Diprionidae.
CUCGGGGCCAGUUCGCAAUGGUGCCGCGCGUCUCGAGUAGCCAGUCCUCGACACCGUCUCGAAGACGAAACGGCCAGAGUGAAACUCUACGGAGCAACGAUACCGCGUUUCUUGAUACCAAAAUGGCUUCUCUCAAAUCGGCGGUGAAAUUUUUCACGAGAUUUUAGUGCCUCUGAUAACGGAAAACGGAUAUUGACGAGUAAACGAGUGUCGUUGGUGUCUGUGAAUCAGUGCACCGUUCCAAGUUUCUUAUUCUUCUUCGUUUCAGCUGUUUACUUAUUCACUUGUCGUUGUCAACGAAGAGGAAACGCUGAUACAGGGAACGAUUUAUCGUUCAGGUAAUAAACACGUUACACCGAGGAGCCCCGGAAAAACCAGGCUCUAUGCAGGCGGUGAGGGAACGGAUUUUCGAUACCGAGGAAGAAGAAGAAGCAGCGCGUUGCAGUCGUUGAUUGGAAGAAAGAUAGAAUCGAAUAGUUGGAAAAGGAUGCUGAGUCCAAACCGAGCCCGGACGACGAGGACUCUCCUCUUCGUCCUCGUCCUGGGUGUGGCGUUGUUUAAAUCGGCGAAGGGACACGUCGCCCUGACUUUUCCCCACGCGAGGAAGUACGACCUCGACUUCCUGGACAACGCGAGGACGCCGGGACCCUGCGGAAUGCCGAGAGGUGACAUCAGAACCUCGUUUCUCAGCGGCAGCAGCUUCAACGUCACCUGGCAUCUCGCCUAUCCGCACAGGGGUGGCUUCAGGCUGCAGAUUUUAGACGCCCUCGACAGACCGCUCGUCGAUCUCACCCCGGUCACCCAGGUCAGCGAAUUCGUCGAGGACGAUGCCACGGCGCAAUCAUUCCCGGUAAGCUUGCCUCAGAACUUCACGUGCAAGGACUGCACCAUCAGGCUUCUGCGAGAGGCCGAAGAAUGGGGAUCAACGUACAGGUUUUGGUCCUGCGCCGACAUCGACAUUCUGGAGAAGAAAGAGUACAGAGAAGACUGCAGUAAGCACGGUAAAUACCUCGUGGGAAGGUGCAGAUGCGACAGAUUCUACCGCGGAUCUAGGUGCGAGAUCAAGGAGGAGUGCCUCGACGACGUGGACUGCGGAUCGCAAGGGGUCUGCGUCGACAACAAGGGAACGACAUCCCCGACCAAACACUGCUAUUGCAACAUCGGAUGGUUCGGUCCCGGAUGCAACAAGAAAUCGCCGAUCAAGAGCACGGAGAUAAACUUCGACGCGUACACCAUGAAGAACUUCUCCGACAGCUUCAAGCUCUACUGGCGGAUUCUCAAGGACAUUAACGAGCUCGAGGCUGUGAUGGUGGUCAACGGCACCUCUUGGGUUGGACUCGGAUGGCGACCGAAGGACCUGACUCCGGCUUGCAAGGCUUUUCCCGAACUUUCAGACCCGCCCGGUGAACCGCUACCGAAACCGGAACCAAAAUCAGAACCAGAACCGGCACCCGAAGGCGUUCCAGAGCCGACAAGUGGCUCUGCCAAAGCCGAGCCUGAGCCGCACGCAGAGUCGAAGGCCGAGCCGGUUUCCGAACCGAAAUCGGUUCCCGUCUCGGGUCCUGAACCAUCCCCCGAACCCGGUGCUGAACCAACUCCAGAACCGGAAGCCGAGCCCUCAAAGUCCGGGGCGAAACGGAGAUCACCAAAGGCUUACGGGGCCGCACCGCCUGAUUCCGAUGUCACAGUUCGCACUAGCGUCACUUACCAAGUGAGCAGCAAGCAAGGACGGAAGAGGCGAGCUAUCGGAGCUGCGGAGACGGAACCAACGACUGGGGAGCCCAGCGGCGCGCCUACUUACACCACUGCUGAACCUCAACCAAAAACAUCCACUCCUGAACCAACCUCCAUCACGGAAUCAUACCGUCCCGAACCCAUUUCAUCAACCCACGAAUCAUCCACUGUAUUCACAACCGUAAACGAAUCUCGCUCUGGAACCAAUCGUGAACCAAAAUCCGAACCCGUCUCUGAACCAGUUUCCGAACCCACGUCCGAACCGAAAUCCGAGCCUACUUCUGAACCCACAUCUGAACCAAAGUCUGAACCUACUGCUGAACCAAAAUCCGAACCCGCCUCUGAACCCACAUCGGAACCGGUUUCGGAACCGAAAUCCGAACCCGUAUCUGAACCCACAUCGGAACCGGUUUCGGAACCAAAAUCCGAACCCGUUUCUGAACCCACAUCGGAGCCGGUUUCGGAACCAAAAUCCGAACCCGUUUCUGAACCCACAUCGGAACCGAUUUCGGAACCUUUUGCGGAACCCAAAUCCGAACCUGUCUCUGAACCAGUUUCCGAACCUAGUGCUGAACCCAAAUCCGAACCUAAUGCGGAACCGAAAUCAGAGCCGAUCUCGGAACCCACGACAGAACCUAAAUCAGAACCGGUUUCUGAGCCGGGCGCUGAACCAAAAUCCGAACCUAAUCCCGAACCCGUAACCGAACCGCAUCCUGAGCCAAAAUUGGAGCCUAAUUUCAACGUAGAAGCUCUGGGACCAACGGAGAAGUCGGGAGCGACAAAAGCUCCAACACCAUCGGCGGUUCAUAAAUACACUCCUAAGCACGAUUUCAAUCCAAUGGACUGUACGGACAUCGUGAUCGGCAGCGCGGUCGGCAUGACGCACCGAAUCGGAGAUUAUUACACGAGAGAUCGAUCUACGCCGCGUCCGGACGCGUUCUGGGGUGGUCAGGACGGCCUCACGGCUGCAAUGGGCUUCGAGAAGGAUGGCGUGACGACAAUAGUCUUCAGGAAGAAACUCAACGACACCGGACUCGCGGACCACGAGAUAGUCGACUCUGCGAUGCACGUGAUCUGGGCCAAGGGUCAGGAGCCAGGAAGCUACGUCCACGACCCGCCGAGCGGUGUGGAAAAGAGCAAAGUGUCCGUGAAGAACUUCUACAAGCCGGACGAGCUCAAGUACCACGGUCACAGCUCGCAGCGAGGCUUCACAAGCAUAAACUUCCUCGACGAGCACAAGACCGAGUCCGGUGGUCACGCACCACUCGAAGGUGGAGGCUGCGGCGGAGAAUGGCGGUAUCCGAGACAUUGUUCCUUGAAGAACGGUACGUGCGAGUACGCCGCACGAUGGGUCUACAAGGCCAAAAAGGACUUGCUGGCUUUCACCAUCGUAACUUCUCACACUGACAAAUGGACGGGCAUAGGAUUGUCCAACGACGAAAAAAUGUCGCAAACCGACGCGAUAAUAGGAUGGGUCAACAAGCUGACUGGUCAGCCGUUCGUCAUGGACACUUGGAUCAGCGGGUACAAUUCCCCGCUUUUGGACGAGUCGCAGGACAUUCUUGAACGGUCCGGAAAAAUCGAGGACGGAUUCACGACCCUCAAUUUCACUAGAAAACGGGCGACGAGAGACUCCAAGGAUAUUUCAAUCACGGACGAGCACUGCGUCUACAUGAUGUUUCCGAUCAAGGGAGGCCUCUUCAACGCCGUUAACAAAAAGCUCAAGAAACACGAGACGGUACCGAUGAUAUCGAGCGAUAGGAUAUGCAUCAGGUCCUGCGGCGACGAGUUCGAUGAGGACGCGCCAGCCACUCCCGGUCCUCCCAGGCUCGUCUACGACUUUGAGGUAAAACUUUUGGACCUAGGGGACGGGUUCCAGGCGCCGGAUCCCAACACUCCAGAGUUCGAAACGAUAUCAAACACGAUUGCAGACAGCUUUAAACCGGCUCUGAGCAAGGUUCCCGGCUUCUAUGAGGUCAAAUUGAACCAACUCGAGAGAUCCGACGGAGAAUCGAUCCUUGCCAAGAUGAACCUAAUCCUCGACAAAAAUGAGGAAAAGGGUCGGGCCUUGAGGCCCGAAGACACGGAAGCGAUGGCCAGAGGGGCCCUGAACGAGACACUGGUCACUGGGCGCGUCGGAACCCUUCGGGUAGACCCACAAUAUCUGGUCUUCAAAGCGCCACAAAUCACGGACAUUUCCGACGAGGACGAGGCCUCUUCGCCUAGUACAACGGGACUUCUACUCGGUUCCACAAAACUGUACGUUAUCGUUGGUUGCGUAGCUGCCCUUGUAGCACUGGCGCUUCUCCAGGCAACUUGCACCCUUUAUCGUUCGAGGAAACGAACGUCAAAGGAUCAGCUGAUAACCACGAACAACGCGUGGAAGGAUUACAACUCUGGGGCAAAUACGAAUUUCGCUUUCGAGGCGUUCGAGACGGAGGAGAAAGCUCCUCCGCCCGUAUCCAGCCUCCCGAGGCCCCGGGAAACGGCCAUGGAACCCGACGGCGUCAGGCCCACCCAGCAGAUAGCCGGGCCCCGCGCAACGUACAGCCUUCCGAGGGCCCCAGGGCCCCGACAACCCCCGCCCCCGCAGCCGGGCUACUACACCCAGGACCGUAGAAACCAACGGUUCAAGGGGCCCAACGGGUCGGGCCCCCAACAACCGGACUUUUACUUUAUGCCGAGCCAACGAAAGUACAGCGGUGAAGUGGUACGCGUUUACGUUGACUAUGGUAAUCAGCCGAAGUAAGGUGGUAUCCAACCCUUUCUAAGGCCCAGUACUAAUGUAAUUUAUCAAUUUAAUGUUGUUUAAUGUGUAAUUUUAUAUCCGUUAUACCGCGGACGAGCUCGAUAACGAUUAUUUCGAACCGCUUGGACUUGCACGAAAUGAUUUGUUUUCAUUUCUGUUUUCUUCUUUUUCUUUUUUCAACCGUUUUCUCCGUGUGCUUACAGUGCAGUGUUGAAUAUUGCAAGAUUCUAAGGAGAAAGAGUCGUAUUAUUACAAUAUAUAUAUAUAUAUAUAUAUAUAUAUAUAUAUAUAUAUAUAUAUAUAUAUAUAUAUAUAUUAUAUAUAAUACGUGUAUUCACGGUCAUGCAUCAUUGUUUGUAAUUUAGUAAACUGCAUUUUACCGUAUAUAUAACCAACGAUCUGGGAAAAUCGGGAUGAGUUCGUAUUUCGACAAGUGGGAAAUAAUAUGCAAAGAUUCCGUCUGAUUGUAAUUACUUUGGGCGUAAGAAAAAAAAAAAAAAAAAACAUUUAUCGCGCAAUGUUCAAGACAUCUUCAAACUUGUUGGGUAAAUGUACAACUUAUUGAUCGUUAAAAAUCAACGACAAUUUCAUGGGACUUGAAUAAUUGGCUAGCAUCUCAAACUCUCUGAGUGAAAGAGCAUCGAUGAAAGUUUUUUAGUUUAUUUAUUUUUUUUUCUUUCUCUCUUUCUUUCCUUCUUUUUUUGCAACUCUAAAGAUCAACCGUCUUUGUCGAAAAAAUUUACAACACGAAAUUCUCUGCCGUUUAUUUGUAACGAAAGAUUAUUUCCCGAUCUUUGAUACCAAGUUAAAUUAGUUGAAAAUUAAAAUUAAUUCAGCCAAUUGAUUUUUUUUUUUGUUUGUUUUUGUUUUUCUCCAACUAAUUGCAAUCUAUUUAAAAUCCUGUCAAUUUGUCAUAUUUGUCGAUAAAAAUAAACUUACUUCGUGGAAAGACUGAACACAACUUCAUCCAUACGACUUGAUUAUCACCGACAGUCUCAGAUAUUGAAUUUUCCAACGAAUAAUUACAACCCGACUGAAUCCUCAUUCGGAUUCCCAUCAAUUGUCAAGAGUUAACUCCGUUACACCGUUUUCCGUUAAAAUAAUGUAAAUAGACCAAGCGCACUAAACUAACUCGUCGUUACUGUUGUCAGAGUUGAAUUCGAGGCGAGGAAAUUACGUAUUUAUACGUAUAUGCAUAGCGCCCGACGAGUGCCUUGUAAUUAAUUACAAAGCUAUUCCGCGGCUGUUUGUUCCUGUCGCCGACAAACGUCCGGUCAAAUUAUUCAUUUCUGCAAUUAUAUUCGGUCUCUGUCCGCGUCCUUAACUAUCCAUCAGUCGCUUUUGUAUUUUUUUUUCUUGUUUGUUUUUUUUUUUUUAUUUUUUCCUGAACCGCGUUUCUUUUUCGUCCCCUUUCUUCCGUCACUUUCAAACGAACAUUCAUUUUCACUUUUAACUCAUCGAUGCCUACAAAGAUUUACUUCGACAGAACAAACGGCGCGCAGCAUGUACAUUAGCUUAAUUAAAUAAUAACAAUAAAAAUAACCGUAAUAACGAUUGUUAAGUAUAUACAUGUAUAUGCAUACGUUAAUAUUUUUUAUAUAUUGCGCACACACGCACACACACAUGUAUAUUUUCAUAAGAAUACGUGCUAUUUAUACAUAAGUUACCUUAUAUCUUAGCUAUAUAUUAUAUAUAUUUGGAAUAUAUAUAUAUAUACAACUGUUGGCAUAUAGAUGUCAUACGUAAAUUAUAACAAUGUAAGGGCCUUUCCAACAAUUGUCAGUAUCCCUGUAUUCGAUUUGAACAAUAAUUUUUGCACGCAGAGCUUUUCUCAGCUCCGAAAAGCGUAAUUUCCAAUUUACCGCUCUAGUCAAAUGAAUUUUUUGGUCGAAUUGAUAAGCGGGAAACUUCGGAUUAUAAACUGGUGUUACAGUGUUCAAUAGAAAAUUUUAUUUGUAAAUCAUUCGGACGGUUUUCGCAAAUAAUU